This is a messenger RNA of Pezoporus occidentalis (night parrot), 3368 nucleotides long. RefSeq names its product ETS variant transcription factor 3 (gene ETV3). The transcript is spliced from 4 exons. NCBI's taxonomy places the organism in Eukaryota, Metazoa, Chordata, Aves, Psittaciformes, Psittacidae. Gene Ontology annotation, molecular function: sequence-specific DNA binding; DNA-binding transcription factor activity, RNA polymerase II-specific. Gene Ontology annotation, biological process: regulation of transcription by RNA polymerase II; cell differentiation. The coding region runs from base 141 to 1721 and encodes 526 amino acids. The record is from RefSeq and is a predicted model, not a curated record. Gene Ontology annotation, cellular component: nucleus.
GCUUGUGCGUCUGUCUGCCGGCCCCACGUCCCGCUCCCUGGCUGGGCUUAAACCCCGGUGGGAAGCCGGUUGGGAAUGCUGAGGGUCAGGGAGAGCCCAGGGAAGAGGCUGGAGGUGACGAAAUUCCAUGGCUGUGGCUGAUGCCGCUUUCCUUGUGUUCCGCAGUCAGCAGGAGGGAGAAAAUGAAAGCGGGCUGCAGCAUUGUGGAUAAGCCAGAAGGAGGAGGAGGUUAUCAUUUCCCAGAGUGGGCUUACAAGACCGAGUCCAGCCCCGGCUCCCGGCAGAUCCAGCUCUGGCAUUUCAUCCUGGAGCUGCUGCAGAAGGAGGAAUUCCGCCACGUCAUCGCCUGGCAGCAGGGCGAGUACGGGGAGUUCGUCAUCAAGGACCCUGACGAGGUGGCCCGGCUCUGGGGGCGCAGGAAAUGCAAACCCCAGAUGAACUACGACAAACUGAGCCGGGCGCUGAGAUACUAUUACAACAAGAGGAUUCUCCACAAGACAAAGGGCAAAAGGUUCACCUACAAGUUCAACUUCAACAAGCUGGUGAUGCCCAACUACCCCUUCAUUAACAUUCGGCCUAAUGGCGUCGUGCCGCAGAGCGCUCCUCCUGUCCCCACGGCCUCAUCCCGCUUCCACUUCCCCCCGCUCGACAGCCACUCUCCCACCGACGAUGCCCAACCCAGCCGCUUCUCCGGGGGCUCCUUGGUCCCGUCCAACCCCGAAGUGCUGGGGGACGGCGGCGAGAGGAAGCCGGACCUGCCGGAGCUGGAGGACGGCUCCUCGGAUUGGCGCCGCGGGGUGGAUCUCAUGGGCUCCCGCAACGCCGUGGGCGCCGGGAGCGUCAACCACCAGAAGCGCAAGCCCGACAUCAUGCUCCCGCUCUUCACCAGGCCCGGGAUCUAUCCGGAUCCUCACAGCCCCUUCGCCGUGUCCCCUCUGCCGGGGCGCGGGGGGGUCCUCAACGUUCCCAUCUCUCCGGCGUUAUCCCUCACUCCCACGCUGUUCUCCUACAGCCCUUCUCCGGGGCUCAGCCCCUUCACAGGUAGCAGCUGCUUCUCUUUCAACCCCGAGGAGAUGAAACACUACCUGCACUCCCAGGCCUGCUCCGUCUUCAACUACCACCUGAGCCCGCGGACUUUCCCCCGCUACCCGCUCAUGGUGCCACCACUACAGUGCCAAAUGCCCCUGGAGGAGCAGCCCCAGUUCCCCAUCAAGCUGCAGCCUCCCCCCGUGGGGCGCAAAAACAGAGAGAGACUGGAAAGUGCCGAGGAGCCGCAGGUCCCUCCUGCUCCCCCCAGGGUCAAGGUGGAGCCGGCGAUGGACAAGGAGGCAGAGCCUGAGGAACCACCGGCGAAGGGCAAAGACAAGAGCGACAGAGAGGAGGGCCCCAGCGCGCCGGAAGAGGAGAAGGGCCCCGUCUUUGCCAGGCCGGCAGCCCCAUCGUGGCACCCGGCCCCGCCGCCCCCCGCCGCGGCCGACGAGCCCCCGGAGCAAGGCGAGAGCAGCGCGGAGAAGCCCCCGCGCGAGGCCGGCGGCGAGGCGGGCGCGCAGGAGAAGCGGGAGGAUGCCCUGAUGCCCCCAAAGCUGCGUCUCAAGCGCCGCUGGAACGGGGACCGCCAGGAGGGCCCCGAGGAGCGCCACAACGGCCGCGUGCACUGGACCGGGGCGCUGGGCACCCCGCAGCUCGGUGCUGCCGCCGCCGCCACCGCCUCCGACACCUAAAGCGGAGCCGAGCGCUGGAACCGGCCGUGUAUUUAUGUAGCAAGGUUGCAGAGCGCGGGGGGCGGGCGGGGGGGGCUGGGGCUACGCCUGGUUUGGGUCAUUCUAGAACCUGGGAUGGGGAGUGGGGGGGGGGGGGUGUCUUUGUUUUCCUUGUUGGACUGCAGGUGAGACGCGGUUCAUGGCUCGCUCCGAGCGGGAGAGGCGAGGGAAGCCGGGUGCCCGCGGGCACGAGCUUCGGACCUUGCAUGAACUCCAGCGGGGCUGAGGCCUCCGCCAGGCUGGAGGAGCUCCAGCCACGGUCUCUUUUCUCUGUGCUCUGGUAUUUAUGGAAGCAGGAAUCUCCAGAUUCAUCUUAUUCCCUUUUUAUAUCCGUAUCUAUAUCCCUAUAUAUGCCCGGAGCCGGGUGCGAUGGUGGGAGAGGAUUCCUGCCCGCUCCAGACGUGCCGUGCGCCAGCCUCGGAAGCCAGCUGUGGUUUUGGGGAAGGGGAUUAGGGAAUAUUGCACCGGCUGCGGAGCGGGGAAGCUGGGGGAAAGACAGGAGUGGGAAAGUCGCUGCUGGAAAAGGAGCUGCGUUCCCGACCCGCGGAUCUCGGGAUGCAGGCGCCGUCCUUUUCGCCUUUCUGGAAUACUGCAGAAGCCAUGAGGAAAAUGUUAACAGAACAUAAUCUUUCAGGGAAGGGAAUGGGGUGGGAAAAAGGAAUAACCUAAUGCCUUUAAUAUACGCAUUAACAUGUAUCCUAGGGUUUUUUGUUUUUCCCCCUAAUUGUAUGGGUGGAGUUGGGAGAUUAACGCUGGAAUGAUUGCGGUGAGUUCAUGGAGAAGGAAUGACAGGAGCUUUGUUAACUCUUAUUCCCUUUGUUUGGUUCCCCAUAUCACUUUGACUCAUGCCUUAACUACGCUUUCUGCGAGCAGGGUCUAUGGACAGGAGCCGGAUGCGUUUGGCCGAGGCCGGGAUUUGGGAUUGGAGCAAGGGAGAGCGCGGUGCGCGCCGGAGCCGAGCCCGUGCCCACGGUGUAAAUCUCGCUGUAUUUUUGCUAUAAACCUGCUAUUUCCCUACGCAGCUUUCCUUAGGCUCAGUAACUGGAGCACCGGCUGCCACCCAGACCUGCGCUUGUCUCCAUGAAUCCCAAAGGAUUCCUUGAAAGGAGCUUGGGAAGAGCCGAUGUCCGCAGGGUUAGAGCCGCACGCAGCCGGUUAUUCACCCGGUCGUAGGCGAGCGGCCUGUGCGGGCAGAUCCCCCCUGCCCAGGACUUGGGAAUUCUUGGAGGAGGAAGCUCGUGCGAGCGCGGGAUGAGUUGGAAACGCUCUUGGAUGGGGCCGUUUGAGCCCUCAGUGCAGCCAGACGCCGGUUGCGGUACCCGGAGCGGGAGCGUUAUCCCGGCGAGCUCCGCAUCCCCCUUCCGGCACCUGGAUUUAUCUCCUGGAGAGGAGGAAAAAGAGGGGGAAGGAGCCCCUCGCUCCGGCCCUGGAGAAGGGGCUCAGGGAGUGAACUCAGGAAUAUGAAAACACGAGGCCUUUCCCAUCAGUUAAUGCACAUCGUCGUCCCCCCCACACCCCCCGGUGCCCAAGCACCGGAGCCGCUCGGGGAGGAGCCGAUCCCAAAAUAUUCCAUAAGAAACCCACCGAAAGGAAUUCAGUUGAACUGUU